Molecule: messenger RNA, 3024 nt
Organism: Microplitis demolitor
Lineage: Eukaryota; Metazoa; Arthropoda; Insecta; Hymenoptera; Braconidae
Gene: Xe7
Product: A-kinase anchor protein 17A
Exons: 7
Coding region: 638-2884 (748 amino acids)
Source: RefSeq, a predicted model, not a curated record
CUUUCUCUACGACACUUUUCUGUGUCCGAUAGGAUAAUUUGUAGACAAACUGUUAUUUAUUUUUUUAUUAUUUCCUAACGACUAUUUACAAUAUUAUCAAUAAAUCAUCACUGAAGAUCAUCUAUAGAAGACAGUGCUUAAAUAUCUGAUAAAAUAUAAAUCCAUAUAAAUAUAAAUAAGUAACCAGUGAAAUAUCAUUGAUUAUUAUAAAAAAUACGUGUUGUCAUGUGGAAUUAGCAAGCAACAAAAAGUACAAUCAGAAUUAUUACAAAUAAUUUGUUAAUAUUAAUCGGGGUAUCAAGCAAUUUGAUCAUUUUAUCAUUAUCAUAAAUAAAUAUAUAUACAUGUCUAUAUAUAUGAAAGUAUAUGUUCAAGAAAAAAACAUAAAUGUCAAUAUGCAGAGAAUAAUUUAUCUGAGAUCAUAUAAUCCGUUUUGAUCAAUACAUCCUUUCUACUAAUUUUUUUUUACUUUACUUAAUUAUUAUUAUUAUUAUUAUUAUUAUUACUUUUUAUUGAUUAUAAAUUAAAAUUAAUUAGUUAACUUGUAGCAAUAAUUUAGCAGCUGUAGAUAAACAUUUUUUUUGCAAUAUUAAUUAAUUUUUCAUAAAUAAUAUAUAUUUAUUUUUUUCAAUUAAUAAUGAGUAAAGAUAAAAAGGUAGGUGAUGAUAAAACAAGUGGAGAGGAUGUAAAUGGUUUACGGUGUUGUAGAGAUCUUAGUGAUAUUGUUCCAUUAUAUUCAGCCAAAGGAUUAUAUUUAAAACCAAUUGCUAAAAUAAAUAUAUCUGUUAAUCUUCCCCAGUUAAAAACACCAGGAAAAACAUUGUCAACAUGGGAAGUUUUGGAGAAAUUACGUCUCCUGAUUCGUCCGGACGAGUUUUCAUCACUGAAAGUCACCAAGAGUACCCUGGAAUUUUUACGUCUGGAAGCAGAUUUAACGGACAAAUGUCGUAUGGCUCAGGUACUAGGACGUCUCGAGGGUCAACGGCUAAAUCUAGCUGGAUUCGCAAGUAUCCUGAAGGUACGCGCUGCCGAGGCAAAGGAUGAUUUUCCAUCAAAACACACUUGGGAUUCAUUUUUCCGCGAUGCCAAGCAUAUGAACGAGCUGAAACCCGGUGAGCGUCCGGAUACUGUUUAUAUUUCUGGUCUUCCGGUCAAGUGGUUCAGUGAAGACGGCGGUAAAACACCAAGUGAACCCAUGUGCAUGAAAAUAUUCAAAAGAUGGGGUACUAUCAGACGCAUCGAUGUCCCUGCUGCUGAUCCUUACAGAUCACGAAUGAGACUGGAUAAUAAUAUAAAUAAGAAGAGUAUUCUAAAUGAUGGAAUAUUUUUUGACGUUUACAUUCAAUAUAUCGAGUAUGUUGAUUUUGUUAAACUUAUGGAUUCAUUGCGCGGUAUGAAAGUUUUGAAAAAGGAAGAUAAUAAUUAUCUGACUGCGUUGAUAAAGGUUGAUUUCGAUAAAAGUAAACAUAUGAGUGACAAUUCAAUAUCGAGACGUGAGUUUGAACGCAAAAGACUCAUUGCUCAGGAUCAUUUGGCUAUGGAAAAAUUGCGUAAACGUGAAGAGGCUGAAGCUAAGAAAAAAGAAGAGGAACUAAAAAAAGAAGCUGCUGAUAAAGAUGCCAAGUAUAUGAGACGUAAGAAACGCGAAGAAAAACGAAAAAGAAAGGCAUUAACGAUAUUUAGAAAACAAGAAGAGGACAAGGUCUCGAUGAAAAUAGCACGUGAGGAACAAAAGUUGAUUAAAGCACAACGACAAUUAGAAAGUAUUAGAUUAUUGGACGAACUAUUUGAUCGAAUAAAGAUAAAACUCGAAAAAGGCGAAAUUACGAUUGGUGAUAAAAAUAAUUCAAAUGAAAAAACUAAAAAUGAUAAUAAUGUUACUGACAAAAAUGUGGAUGGUAAUGAAAAAAUUGAUAAGAAGGAUAAAAAAUCUAAAAAGAAAAAAUCCAAGAAAGAAAAAAAGAAAAAGAAAAAAGAUAAAAAAAAUGUGACAAGUUCGAGCGACGAUUCAGACGAAGAAACUUUUAAAAAGAAACUUAAAAGUACAUUGGCUAUCAAUAAAUCAGGGCCUUCAUUUCCAGGAGCUUCCUCGACAGAUCAAAAUAUGGGAUUUCAAUCAAUGUAUACACAAUUUCCUCAGCCUUGGUUCUAUGAUGCCGCGGCGAUGAUGUUUCCUGGUAGAAUGCGCGGCCGGGGUGGCGAUGGAAGCCAUUCAAUGAAUCGUUACUUUCGUGGUCGUGGACGUGGUGGCUAUUCUGGACGACGAGGUGGCCGUGGGAAUCCUCGAUCAAUGCAUUUAUUCAAUCCACAUUCAUACAAUGAUCAAUACUACAAAUAUUUCGCUAAUUUAGCUGGCAUUGAUUAUUAUGACAGUGAUCACUCGAGAUCUAGAUCUAAAUCACGGUCGAGAUCGCGAAGUCGCGAGAGGUCAAGAUCGCGUACAACAAAACGGAGACGCAGGAGUAGAAGUAGAAGUCGCAGUGAAAGUCCACGAUCAAGAAAUAGGUCUAGAUCAAGAUCAAGAUCCAGAUCCAGGUCUAGAAGUAGGUCUAGAACCAGAUCCAGGUCACGAUCGAGGUCAAGAAGACGGGAUGACUCACGUGCAAAAUCGAGAUCCAGAUCAAGAUCUAGACGCUCGCUUUCAAAAUCCAAUAGAAGAUCUAGAUCACGUUCAAUAAGUAAAUUUAAAUCAUCACGUCAAAAUAAUAAACGUAAACACAGUAAAGUUAAGGUGACACGUGCCAAGUCACGAUCAUUGACACCCAAAAGACAAUCUAGAAGUAAAUCAUGGUCAUUACCAAAAUCUCCGAGACAAAGAAGCUGUUCGUGGUCUAAAAAGGUCGAUGAUAUCGAAAAAAAUAUGAGUAAUAAGAAUAAUACAUAAUAUAUCGACCAUCAACAAUUUUCCCUCGACUGUAAAUCUUGAUAAUUUUUUUUAAUGCAACUCCUUUCAUUUCUUCUGUUCAUUACAUUUUAUUUGUUGUCAUUUUUAUUAUUGUCAAUAAAGUUAAUUACCAUAAGAUA